This is a messenger RNA of Cryphonectria parasitica EP155, 546 nucleotides long. RefSeq lists its product as uncharacterized. The record is from RefSeq and is a predicted model, not a curated record. Bases 1 to 546 code for a protein of 181 amino acids. The transcript is spliced from 4 exons. NCBI's taxonomy places the organism in Eukaryota, Fungi, Ascomycota, Sordariomycetes, Diaporthales, Cryphonectriaceae.
AUGUUCACCAACACACUCACUGCUCUCCUGGCAUUUGCCGGUGCCGUGACAGCAUAUCCCAGUGCCAAGCGUGCCACCGACAAUGAGGUCAGAAUCUACGCCUAUGGCACUGGCAUCUCUGGCAUGCAGAUCUAUCGUGGUACAGAUGGGAUGGCAUAUAUAGCCCCUGCCGAGACGGCGAACCUAACUGAAUUGAUCUGGCAAACACCAUCUGUCAGCAGCGAAUGGAACGCCACCACGAUGGAGAACGGCACUUCCACCACGGACAGCUCUGCCGCUUUCUACAUCGUCACUGCCAGCAACUCCUAUGUGCCAUGCGGUUUCAAGUCCUCAAACACCACUGCCCCUACUGGCGCCACUAUGACAGGAUUCACGACAUUUGGUUCCCAAAUCGUGUGGGUCAACGGCAGCAACUAUCAAUCUCAGUUCUGGGCCAAGACCACCGACACUGACAAUGUCUAUACACUGAACUGGAAUGUCGAUGGAGCCAACCAGGCAGACAGUGUUCCUGUGACGGUCAAGACCGUCGCGCCGAGUUCCGCUUAA